Molecule: messenger RNA, 2482 nt
Organism: Bufo gargarizans (Asiatic toad)
Lineage: Eukaryota; Metazoa; Chordata; Amphibia; Anura; Bufonidae
Gene: PHYHIP
Product: phytanoyl-CoA 2-hydroxylase interacting protein
Exons: 4
Coding region: 302-1288 (328 amino acids)
Cellular component (GO): cytoplasm
Molecular function (GO): protein binding
Source: RefSeq, a predicted model, not a curated record
UUCUGAAUGUGUAUGAUCCUGUGUGAGGACGACCUAUAACAAGUCGGUGUAGACCAGAAAGGCGGUGUAUUGUAUAGGCUCUGAACUUCCUCUAGGCACAUUAGACCAUAUAUCUACACAUACUUAAAUUAUGGUCACCAGAGACAUUUAAUAUAAGGAGUCAGAGGUAUCGCCAAGGCUCAGGUACCUAAGGGUGCCCAAAAGCCCCUCUGCCACAGAAGACACCAUAAUUGGGACCUAAGAUUUAGUUACUCCUUUGAAAACCUCUCCUGAGUUCUGCCUCCUUCUCUACAGGUCAAUCAUGGAGCCUCCUCUUACUGCUCCACAUGGUAUUCAAAUGAGUGACAUAACCUGUGAUUCAUUUCGCGUGUCCUGGGAGAUGCCACCGUACGAUGCCAGGCGGGUUACCCACUACUUCAUAGAUCUGAAUAAGACGGGAGGUCAGAAGGAGAAUAAGUUCAAGCACCGGGAUGUGCCAACCAAACUGGUGGCCAAAGCGGUGGUGCUGCCCAUGACGGUACGAGGCCACUGGUUCCUGAGCCCACGCACAGAGUAUACAUUGGCUGUACAGACCGCAAUGAAACGUAGUGAUGGGGAAUACACUGUGUCUGGCUGGAGUGAGACCCUUCGCUUCUGUACAGGAGAUUAUGCCAUGGAGCAGGUCAAACAGUUGCAAGAGAAAGCUGAAGGGAUCGCCGGACGUAUGUUGUCGUUCCAAGUCUUCUACAGGAACCAGACGGCAGAAUAUUUCCAGCAUGUCAGGGACAAGUGGGGAGGCCUAAUGCUUCCAUCCAUAAAAGACCAGAGCGGGAGCCAUGGAUCACCAAUCAGUGGCACACUCCAUGGCGUCUUUUUCAGCUGCAACACAGAAUUCAACACGGGCUUGCCCCCGCAUGACUCGCCCUACGGGACAUGGAGGGUGAUGGUUCCAGCCGGGUAUCUCUUCAAUGAAAACACACACCUGUACUUCGCCGACUUCUACUGCAUGUACAGCGCCUACCACUAUGUAGUCCUAGUGCUGGCUCCUCGAGGUUCUCAAGGCGAUGCCUUCUGCAGUGCCCGUUUGCCACUCCUGGACCCACAAAACAACCCAUUUCUGACCCGGGGAGAGCAGGGAAGUUACUGGCAUGCACAAGAUCUUAUAUUGGAGAUAAUCUACACUGAACCUGUGCCUAUGGGCAUGGGGCAACUAUCAGAGAUCAAAGGGCAUCAGUUGAUGAGUCUUUCCACAGCCAAUGCCAAGAAGGAUCCCAGCUGUAAGGUGUGCAAUAUCUUUGGUGGGCGCUAGGGGGGCCACAUCUAAUUUGUCCUCGGUAUUCGUCGAGUUAAAGGGAUUUGUAUGUGUGGCUUAUGGUGUUGAAAGUGUAAUUAGCUUAUUUCCAAAACCAGUCCCCAAAGAACAUCUUGUCUAUACCGACAUACUGACCUAAGUGCUGGGAGGAAUGGAAGAAAGGUCCUACAGUAGGUCUUAAAACUGGGGCACUGUGAGCAGCGUAGCGUCUUGUUUCUCCAACCAGUACCCAAUACGGUGGAGACGCUCUAAAUCAGGCAUCCUCAAACUGCGGCCCUCCAGCUGUUGCAAAACAACAACUCCCAGCAUGCCUAAACAGUCUACAGGUAUCUGCCUACAGCAGGGCAUUGUGGGAGUUGUAGUUUUACAACAGCUGGAGGGCCGCAGUUUGAGGAUGCCUGCUCUAGAUGAUGAAGCUAGAUGUUCCUUCAGAAAAGGGAUGAUGGUUAUUGGAAAGGUAUCGAUAACAUAGGAGCUGCCAACCUUUUUAGGCAUGUCAUAUAGCAUGGUCACCUUGUCAUUCCAUUACUACCACCAAGUGGAACUGGAAUGAAUUGGUGACCAGAAGAUAAGGUCAUCCUCUUCACUUUUUUUCUAUAGUGUCCUUAACAAAUAUCCUAAUGAUAACUUAAGACAAUAUGAGAUCCAGUUUCGCAGAGAACAUUGGUUUUCGCCAUGGCAACUGAUUAUUUUUAUUUUUAUGGAUGACCCCAUUCUCUAUUGGUUUACAAAAAUACCCCAGUCAUGGAAUAGGGGUGAUCAGAGGGCAUGAGCAGUGCUCGGUAUAUACUGGCAGUGUUUAUGGUCAAAUAUGCCUUUGGAAUGGGUUGAGAAAGAAAAAUCCCACACAUCUCCAUCCAUUGUGUAGCGGACAGAGCUUGUAGCUAGGACUGCGGUAAACAAUUAUUUUAGAAAUUGAGUAUUCGGUCGAUUAUUAUUUACGAUUAAUCAAGUAUUUUAAUAAGAAAAAAUGAAAAUAAUAGACUGUUUUCCUUUUAUAAAAACUCAUCAGAUCCCCUGCCAUCAGUCCCCAACACCCUUCCCCUGUGCGAUCAGCCCAAAUGCACCAGUUCCCCCCCAGUGCCAUCAGCUCCAUUUCCUCAGUGCCUUCAGCUUCCCCCCCAGUUCCACCAGCUGCCUCCUCAGUGCCACCAGCUGCCUCCUCAGUGCCAUCAGGCUCCCACCUAGUGC